AAGCACACGCUUCAUCGGGAAAUGAAAAAAAAUCAAUUUAUAUCUAUUAAAACAUCCUUAGGGGCUGUUCCAUAUUCAUGGACAAAUUCAGAUAAUGGCAUGACGUCAAAUUUUUAUUGUAGACAAACAAUGCUCUGUGGAGGUAUCCUCGGUAAUUUGUAGAAGUUAGACUUUAUCAACCUUUCCCUGUCUGGUGAGUGCAUAAUGUAACACUGUUUGCUUUCUGUGGACAAUCCCGCUCUCGAUGGAGACUUAAUUGAUACGGUGUCUUGUAGGACUACUUCCAAAAAAAGUGCUCAACAUUUUCAGAAUGUCCGGAUGCAUUGAUCAUGGUGUCUCUGGAUUCUCAUAAAUUAUUCAUUCAGCAUUCACCGCAGUCCAUUGGUACAUACUGUCACUUCCGACAAUGUACUAGGUCGUUGUUGCUAAUGGGGAAAAAUCCAGAAUUUGCUCGUCCUGACCAAGAAUGCCGGGAACUUGGUGUUUUCAAAGUUGAAAAUGCAGAAUAAAUUAACUGUCAACGCAGGACACUAAUAGUCCAGUGAAAUACACAGGACAAAAUAUGGAUAACGGAUACGGCAUUCUGAGUCGACUUCGCCGGAAUACUAAUUCUAGUAGUUCCUCGUCUUCAGAGGAUGACCUGUUUACUGAGUCCAACAACUUAGCGAUGUUCGUCGUGAUUCCUGUUCUGGUGAUAGUGUACGGUGGUUGUGCGUGCAUAUACUGCUGCUACAAAUGCAGAAGAUACCUCAAGGAAAAUAAACCUUUUCAAGAAAUAGCAGACAAGAUUCGUGGGCGAGAAACGGAGGAAAACGAAGACUGCAAUGAGAAUCUGGAAGACUCAACACAAGAUCCUCCGGAUGAGGAGUCACGCCUGGAGACGAAUAGCGGUUGUCGUAAUUUACAUUCGAACCAUAGUUCUCCGGGACCAGAAGGCGCAGUGAGGUAUGUCGAUUACGACACUGAUUUACGAUCGGCGAUGUCUACGCCGGGAAUGCUGUAUAAAAGGGAUAAUUCUGUGAAAUCGAGAAUACAAAAACGUAGCACAUCAAGCGCUGUGGUGCACAACGAAUCUGAUUCAGAGAUGCGAUCGGAUUCAGGGAUAUUAGAAGACUCGACUCUCACACAUUUGUCCGAUUCACGAUCAACGAGACACAAACUGUCUGCCGAGGCGCCGCUUGUUAUAGAAGAAAUUGACCAUACCGCUGUAGAAUCAAAAGGAAUCUCUUCACAUGCCGCAAACAAUCCGAGUGCACCCUUCUAUCUCACAAAACAUGUUUCCACAUCAGAAAUUGCAAUUCAAACCGACGAUUUCGAUAUUCAGGGCAAUAAUUUUGAAUCAAAACCUCCAAGAAACAACGUUGUUGCGAAAUAUAUGGACUGGAGGAAGAGCAGGAAAGGGACAGAAAAAAAUCAGAAGAAUAUCAAAAAAGAUUCCAACAAAGAUUUUUCAAAAUCGGAUACUAAAAACAGCUUUUCGUCAGAUUCGGGAAUAAGUAUCAUAAGUGAUAAGCUUGCAACAUUCGGCGUGAAUUCGGAAGAAACGUUGGGAAAUCGAAAUACCACUGCAUCAUUUAAAUUCAGAAAUCAACCAUUCAAGAAGACCAGAACUCAAGAGUCAGUAACAAACAUGGAUUUGAAAGAGUUUAUUGUCGGCCCAUGGAAGUGAUGCAAUGGAAUUUCAUCAUUAUCCCCAUCGUCAUCAUCAUCAUCAUCCUGUGAAAUUUAUUUUCAAUAAUUAAAAGUUGAAAUGAAAUUCUUGCUGGUGCUUAAACGUUUUAUUCUGCUCCAGUAAUCUUUUUAUAAUAAUAAUAAAUUCUUUUAUUUGGAUA
Molecule: messenger RNA, 1832 nt
Organism: Ostrea edulis (European flat oyster)
Lineage: Eukaryota; Metazoa; Mollusca; Bivalvia; Ostreida; Ostreidae
Exons: 3
Coding region: 563-1669 (368 amino acids)
Source: RefSeq, a predicted model, not a curated record